CGAGGCUCGCACGCGCCAGCCGCUUCGGUCGCGGCGUCGCGAUGCGCGUCCUACCGGCCCCGCGGCCGCUUCCCCAGGCGCCGCGCUAACCUUACCCAUGCAGUGGCGAAAACUGGCCAGGUUGAAGUCUUCGCCGGGCGGACAGUCGCGCGCUCGGAGGAUGUUGUGCUGCGGCCGCAGGAAGGAGAAUGGCCGCGCGGCGCCGGAUCUGACGGCGUCGCCGGGCCGCGCGCCGCCCGGCCCGCCGCAGCCGCCGCGCGCCAACCACGCGCCGCCCUGCGUCCUACAGCCUGACUUUCGGAAGGUAUCAGGUGUUAGCAAUGAAAUCUUCAGGCAAAUUGAAAUGGUUGAAAAUGAUCACGACGCGACCACGGCGGCGGCGCUCGAGGCGGUGGAGCGCCGCGGCGAGAUGAUCGUGCGAAUACUGGAGUUGAGGCAAGUGGGCCGGAACAAUAUUGAAGCCGCCAAGAAAUUCUUCUCAUUACAGGAUUCACGCCACAUAGUCCAACUGGUGGAGAUAGUGAAGCGCCCAGGGCAAACCCUAGGCCUGUACAUCCGUGAAGGCGAUGGCGGCACCAGGACAGAUGGUGUAUUCAUAUCCAGAAUAGCCCUGGAGUCCGCUGUGUACAACAGCGGCUGUCUGAAAGUAGGCGAUGAAAUUCUCGCAGUGAAUCUGGUCGAUGUGAGGAGGAUGUCGUUGGAUGACGUGGUUAUCAUCAUGUCGAUACCCAGGAGACUGCUUCUCUGUACCAGGCAGAGGAAAGGUAAAUCAGGUCCAGGAUCUCCUUCGCUGCCGCGGUCUGAGCACAAGCCUCCCCCGGUUGUGGUGCUGAAGCGGGACUGUCGAGAUGACGACGACCGCGACAGAGACCGCGUCGACGGCCUCUAUUCACAACAUGGCACUCUUCGCUCUACGGGAGGUCCGGGUAGCAGUGUGCGUCCCGUAGGAGAUGGUCGGGAAGAAAGGAGUCGACUUCAACUAGGGGCUUUAUCACCGGAUUCCACCGCUCUCGACUUGUACUACAAUCCUAGACCUCCGUCUGACCAUUCAACGUGGAGUUACAGACCACCGCCACCAGUGAUCACAGAACAGCCGAAGUCCUCCACCACUCACUUCGUGCCGUACGAGCGGACCUACCCCAAUACCCUUGAAAGCUUAGCGGAGAAGGUGCAUUCUUUGUACCCAGGAGAUACAGGAAGCUCAAGAUUUGGUGGCCGAGUCCCCCGUUCUGGAUCAGAACAACAGUUGCCGAGGGCAGAGACGCACUCUGACUUUGGUCGUCAUUCCUUGCUCAGAUCUAGUUUGAAAGCUUCUGCUGCCGGCCCUGGAGCAUCGAGUUUGAGAUAUAACCAACGAUACGGUGGAGUUGGAAUGACUGGACCAGGUUUAAGUAGCGGAUUAACGAGCUCAGCUUUAAGCUCAGGCUUAGGUCCUGGUCUUCCUUCUGGACUAUCUACCACAGGCCUAAGUGGACUAACAGGAUCAAGCUUAGUCGGCUCUGGAUUGACGAGUUCUGGAAUUGGAGCUGGAUUAUCUGGAACUGGACUGGGAUCGACCCUUGGGGGUGGAUAUGGUACUACAGGAUUGGGCUUAUCUUCGUAUAGUUCGAAAUUCGGAACAAGUAGAAGGAAUAGAAGCUUGGAUUAUUCUUCAGACACAGAAGCGACGGCUCCUACAAGGACACCUUAUUACUCUGGUCUCAGUGGAUAUCGGAGUAGCACGCUUGGACGAGAUAUCGGAUCGAAGUUCAAUUCCUUGCCACGGGAUGUAAGAGGAACAGGACAAAGAUUGGGACUAAGUAGACGUGCAGGCAGCGUUCUUCAAGACGAGCCGGAACCAUUGUCUUCUCGACUAGAUCUUCGUUCUUCCAGAGGUCGUCUACCGUCUUCGCCUUCAGUGUUCACGUCGGAUGAGUACCGAGCUUGGCUGUCCCGCGCGCCAUCUACCAGUGCAUUGUAUGAAACGUUGCGUCCACGGUUACCCACGCACUAUUCUGCUGAAAACAUUCAUGAUGCACUCAAAAAUAUGGAAAGUGGCAGCCGUUUUGGCUCAUCACUUGGUCUCGCCGGCCGCAGAAUGGAAAGGCCUCGGCAUCUUCCUGCUCGCUCACUCUCUUCUCAACAACUUGGCCCCACAGCCGGAGGGUCACCUUCGGCUCGUCGUGUGAGACAGCUGUUGGAACUUGGUUCACGAUUCAACUGCCCUAAUCCGAGCCCCGUGCCCACACCUGGUUCAAGGCAUCAUCGACAUCUCGAUAUCAACCCUAACGAUUUCCUAAAAUACAAAGUGGAGAACAAAGGGUCAGGGUGUCUAUCAGCCUCCAUGACGGGUCUGUCCCGUCUCUCAGGCGGAGUGUCGGGCAUGCUCUGGGUGCACUUACUGGCAGGGCGGGGACUCCGGCCCGCGGCUUCAGGGUCAUCCCCUGGCUCCCCCCCAUCGGGCCCAUUGGCGCCUGCGCAGCCGCCGGUCGCGCCGAGAGAUUUGUAUUGCGUGCUGGAGUGCGAUCGUGUGCAUAAAGCUAGGACUGUUGUGCGCAAUGGAGAACUUCAGUUCGACUGGGAUGAGUCCUUCGAGCUAGAGCUAGUGGACAACAGACAACUGGACGUGCUGGUCUACUCGUGGGAUCCGCAGCACAGGCACAAACUGUGCUACCGAGGCAUGGUUAUCCUACCGGACAUGCUUGUUCGCUCGCCAUCUCAUCAGCUUGCUAUAAAGAUGGAACCACGUGGAACUCUAUACGUUCGAUUCCGUCACACGGAGCCGCACGACCUGUUCAAGCGGCGACCAGCGCAGUCACGGUUAUCUCCACCGCCACUGUUUGGGGCAGAAUUAGAGGCCGUGAUUGCGAGGGAGGUCCGACCUCCCCACGCACCCCCUGUGCCUCUCAUUGUGAGGCGGUGUGUUGAGGAGAUUGAGCGACGAGGACUUGAUAUUAUCGGUCUGUACAGGUUAUGCGGCUCGGCGAGUAAAAAGCGCAUACUUCGGGAAGCCUUCGAGAGGAACCCGCGCGGGGUAGAACUAAACCCAGAUUCAGUUCCUGACAUCAACGUCAUCACGGGACUAUUGAAGGACUAUCUGAGAGAACUACCACAGCCGCUGUUCAACCACUGCCUGUUUCAGAUGACUGCGGAGGCUCUAAGUUCAUGCCUACCCAACGACCGAGAAGGCAACGCCCGCCUCGUAGCAUCCAUCGUCGAAUGCCUUCCACGAGCAGCCAGGGCUACCCUGGUCUUCCUUCUGGACCAUCUGGCCUUGGUCGUCGCAGCACAAGACAGAAACAAGAUGUCUCCUCAACACCUCGCUGUAGCCCUAGCUCCACCACUAAUAUUGCACUGUCAAUCGCCGAAUGAACCGAUAGAUUACCAGAGACCAAUCAGCUUCUUACAAUCGCUUCUUCAGAUCUGGCCGGCUCCGAAACGUUCAGUUCGGCGCGGCGAGCCAGCACUCGGGCCGCGUGGAAGCAAAGUCAGUGCGUCGCCAGCGGCCUCACUCAUCCUCCCCCAAGGCCGAGUUCCGCCCUCAGCCAGUCCAUAUCGGCAUCAAGCGGCAGCAUCAGUAGCAUCUCAGCAGCCAGCUCUCUCGGCUCGGCACGCGCCCGACCGCUCGCCGCCCGCACAUGUUCUCUCAUCAGUCAGGGCCGGCCAAUAUCGUCCGCAGUCGCCUCUGCGCGGCCCACUGCCCGCUCCGCCUCGCUCCCGUCAAGUGACGGUCUCAUCUCCCGGUUCACCCAGUAGUAGCUCGGGCAGCCACAGCCCCGCGGACACCAUCAAACAUGGCGGCUCUGUCUCCUCCAUCCUACGCCAGCCUGAGCGAGCUAGUUCCCCAAGGAUGUCGCCCAGGAAUUCUCCAAGAGCAUCCCCUAGGGAUUCCCCACGUACUAGCACGCCGCGGGAGAACUCCUCUAGAGAGAUGACUCCGCGGGAUUUGACCCCGCGCGAGAUGACGCCAAGGGACCUGACUCCUCGCGAAUCGAGCGGGCGCGACGGAUCCAGAGAUUCCCCGCGCUCCGCCAUCCCUGGCACUUCGGCCGGUUUAGCAGUCACAUUGAACGCCAGUGGAGCCCUAAGCCCUCGCUACAGCUCCACUAACCCGUUCCUGCAGCAAUACGACGCCGAAGAGGAGGCGGAAGCCUGGCGCGCCGCCGACAUUUUCUCCUCAUCCACGCACACAUAGUGCUCAUAGCGAAUUGAGAUUUUCUAGUCAAUUUUUUUAAUCGAAUCGAAAGAGUGCUACGAUUCCGCUGUAUAUUAUGUUGUUUGACGAGCGUGCUGCGCGCUCGUGUAAUUGUUAUAUAGAGCGAGUUACGAUGUAUAUUAUUGUGAGAAUGUAUACCUGCUGACUCGCCUCGCCGGCCGCCGUCUCCGCCGCGUAGCCACUAUAGUGUUUAUGAAUAUUGUAUUGUACAUUGUAUAUAAUAUAGUAUGGUAUAAAGUAGUUACGCUCCAGUUUUGUACCGCGGGCGAAGGGCGGCCGGCCCGCGGCGCUACACACAUCAUCCCACAUAUCAGAGGCUUGCGGCUGUUGGUGACGCUAAAACUAUCACUAACGUCUCUUUAAAUACUGUAAUAGUGUACAAUAAAUGAAAUACCUUUUCACUUCACCUUCAAUUAUUUUGUUCCCACUCGAAAUUACGCGAAACCAUGAAUGAACAAACAUAUGAUAGAGGUAUCAAUUUGUUGUAGACUGUUACGAUCGUCUUAUUUAGCAGCGUCACCCGUGACCUCAAGCCAGUAGCUCGACUAGGGAGAGUGUAUGUAUCAUAGACCAGACGUCGGACUGUCUUGAGACUGAGACCAUAUCAGGUAGCUGUAGGCAGGAUAUCCGUCGUAGAACCAGCGAUUACGUCUUUAGAAGACCUAGUAAAAAACACGGACGCCAUUCGAUCAAUGCAGAGAAAAAGGUUAUUUCUCAUAGAUAACACAUACUAACCUAACUUAAAAUUUAUUGCAUCAAUGUAAAAUUAGAUUGAUAGUAAAAUUAGGUUGCUGAUGUCCCGAAAGUGGUAAGUCUGAUGAAAUAUGCGUCUUUGAUUUUUUGCUUGGUCUAAUUACAUAUUGGACGUUAGACAAAUGUUAUUGAAUGUUAUAUUCCAAAUAAUCUUUGUUCAUUUGAUAUACUUAUAUAAUAGAGUUAGAUUUUUACGAGUCGCUAAUUCUAUGAAGGAACGGAGGUUUUCCGAUAAGAUCGGUCGCAAUCUCAAGAUCAGGGGUCCUGUGUUCGAAUAUUGUUUUAUUUUUAAUGUUUUUUUUUAAUCCAGUGUUUAUAAGAAAUAUCUAAAUAAUAUAAUAAUAAAACAUAAUUACUUUUUGUUUCCCAAAUUUUCUUGGAAUCCAUAAAAUAUUGUAGGUUUUUAUAUAUCUAUUUUAGGAAUUAUUAGAAUUAAUUGAAGUUCAUCAAACUUUAAAACAAUAUCCGAAGAAGGACCUCGGUUCUUUGUUUAGCGUCUGCUAGACAUAUAAGGGUGGAAUCGACCAAUGAGAGCACUGGCCAUUCACUGCCGUUAUUGGUCCAUUUAUAAAUAGAUGCAUAAAGGUAUCCUCACAUGUCAGGGAUACGCCCGUGAAGUGGAAGGAAAGUAUUUUUUCAGGAAAUAAAAAUAUCGGUGUUUGAAUUGUAUAUGAACUAGUUUACACACGUCCGUAUCGUAUACAAGGCGACGCCGUGAAAUGCAAGUAGGAGAUACAUUUCUAUCUCUUUUUAGCAGUACAGUCAGUGAUUACAGCCAAGACAGAGAAAAAAAAAACUAACUAGCGUUAUCAAAUAACAUAGAACGUUUCAAUAUAAUUUCUGCCUUCUUGUAUGAGCGAAACGUAAGAUUAUGUCUCUCAUCUAUGGAUUAUAUAGGAACUUUUUGCAAAGAGAAACACAUUUAUUGACGUUAUCUCGAUGUAGACAUAGCACAAUUAGAAAUUGGAUUGAAUUUGAAAUACUGACGAGUGUGAACAGACAGACCCUGAGUGGACUCGUGUGUGUCUCACCACGUCCCUGGCACGGUCCUGAUGUGUGUUGAUAAACCUUUAUAUAAUAUAAUAUUAUACACAUGGUUAUAUGUCUGCCGGAGGCUGCAUGGCUACAAGUAACUUUUGAGCGACACUUCAAGACGAUUUUGUUAUUUAAUAUCUACUUUUUAUAGAUUUGCACAAACAACUGACUGAUAUGGGACACAAAAUGUUUUUGAUACUUUUACUUUUGUACUUUUCUCGUUUUUAACGAUAAUACUAGGAGUUAUGUUGAUGAACCUCGCCUAUACCUCUGUAACUAGUAAAUUUUAUAUUCGUCGGGAAUUCCGUGUCAUAUAAAAAUAUUUUAUUUACCAAAUAUUGUCUAGGGAUCUGAAAAUACUAAUUUAGUUUUUUUUUAAAGAGAAAGUAAAUAGCUUUGUCGAUAAUGUUUGGAUACAAAAUAAUGCUUAUAAGUAGUACAAGGUAUGAUAAAAAGAUGAAAGAGGUAUAAGUAGACUUAUUCGUGUUAAAAUUUGUUCAAUCAUGGAAUUCCCGUAUGAAUGUUUUACAUUUCCCUGAAGGCAGAUCGGUGACAAUACGUAGCGAUAUUUUUAUAAUCGUGAAUGUUAACUUAAUUGCGGUCUGGUCAUUUGCACUCGUUCUAAUACACAUCUAACCAAGUCUCCAUACAUUGUUCCUCCUAGGAGCUGAGGGCGUAUAACAACGAGUGCCAAGUGGCCGGAGCCUCUAAUGCCUUGGUGGGAAUGUCUUGGUUCGUGGUACGGGGCGCCGAGCGAUGCACACAUUUCUAUAGAAUUUUAAUUACAAGAUUAGAGAGCCCGUUUACACUAACUUAGUCCUAAAAUGUUGAUUUUUUAAAUUAAAAGAUAUAAUUGGUUUUAUACUAUAAAUAAAACUACAAUUUCUACGCUUGAAAUUUAAUUAUAAUGACACUAUGAAAGAAUUUAUUCUAAAAAUAUCUAUUAAUAAAAAAGUAUAAUCUAUAAAAAUAGAAGUUAAUAUAUUGAUAAAUUUAUUUAAAAUAUAUUUGAAAUAUUAUUAAGUAAACUACAUAAAUACAAAUUGUACUUAUUAGUAUUUCCUAUGAAUAUUAAUCCUAGAAUUUGCUAUUGAUAUUGUAUACUUUGGGAGUUGUUGGUUGUGUCGGUUAUGCCCCGUAUUUCGGCCAGUGUGUUAGACAAUAUAGGGUAAUGUGACUUGAGUUGUCGCUCGACAGUGAGUAGUCGACCGCAAGUAGCGGUAGUAGUGUGUAGUGACUACGGCGCACGGCUUCAGUUGGCUUUGAAGCGGCAGCGGAAGCCAGAGGAAAACGCUUGUAUAUCUGUUACUUUACUAAGUUCUUUUGAAAGUGUGUGGUUGUAAAAAUCUUGACUAAUAGUUGAACGGCGUAGCCACUACGACGUGUCUCUUUGCAAAGAUUACUGCGAACCGCGUAGCUAUCGUAGACCACUUGUUACGAUCGUGUACUCUACGAGAUUGGUACAUUUCAAUGUUAUACUUGUUGCAUGUAUUAACAAAAAAAAAUGGGUUGUUGUUAAUUUAUGCUCCUCUUAAAGAAUACAUUCAUUUGGAAUAACCUCGAUAGCGUAAAUGUAAAUGGUAUUUGAUUGUAACGUAAAAAACAAUUUGCGUUGACCGCGUGCGAUAAGGUAAUUGGUGUAGGUGGCAAGAAAUGACUAAUCACUUUGUAUUAUAUAGCAAUGUGUGAGUGUGAUGAUGAAAUCAUAUUGGCCUAAUUCGUUUAAUAUCGAAUAAUUUCAAUUUUAACUACGUCAGCGGCUUGGAUUUUUUUAUGGGCAAAAGCCUCCCCUCUUUGUUUCUUACUACUUCUAUUCCUCGCCAAUUAUUGCUAUUCCUUAUCGAAGGCUUACAGUUGGUCGGAGCGUCGGACCAUCGCACCUUCGGCUUGCCUUGCGAUCUUUUCCCAUCGGUAAUAAUGGAAAAUAAUUAUUUAAUUUAUUUGCUUUUCAACUGCCUGAUUUCAAUUAAAUUUUAAACUAAUACAAGCCCUGAUAUUAUUAAAUAGGUACAUUGAUGAUUUCUAUUAGUGUAAAAGUGAAAGUGGUUGGGAUUAUGAGUGCAAUUAUUAAAACAACAAUGGCUAUUGAGAAUAGUUGUGAAUUAAAAUUGUCUGUAUUAUAGUAUUUUUAGUGGUUGUAUUUCAAGCUACCUAUCUGAUCUGUUGAAAAUAUGUUUCUUGUUGUUAUAUGACAGACUAUAAAGUUUAGCUUGAUAUUUCGUGAAGUUCAUUUUAUCAAUAAAAACUAUGUCAGUAAAAUAAUUUUGGAUUUAAAAAAAUUACGAAGAGCUUUUCUUUCUGAAUCUGAGAGUUCGAUUUUAUAUAUGUUAUGAUUUAGAUGUCUUUCCCUUUUUGUCCUCCCUUUUCCUAUUUACCUUUUGGACCUUUGGAGCUUCACAAAAUUUCAAAUUACAUUUUAUGGUAUAAUAGAGAAUAUGUUCUAAUUACACUUGCAACAUAUAAAACUGUUGGUAUGUCUCACCACUUAUACAGAGAAAACUCGUUAUAGAAUUGUAAUUCGUUGUUGAAUAAAUAUUAUAUUUGAUGCAUACAUAACUAAAUCUUCUUAUUUAAUUAAAUUUAAUUAUUGAGAAAUAUCAAUUUAAACAUUAUUCAAAUCGAGAAAAACGUUUAAUGUUUUGUCUAAUGGAAUGAUGGAUUCAUAGCAAUUCGUGAGAUAUGCGUGAAACACUGUAAUGAUCCCAUUGGGAUGUUGGGUAUUAAAAUUAAUUUUAAUUAAAAAAUCAAUGAAUAAAUUUCAUGGACCUGCAUGCCUGUUAAUUUUGCCGACUGUAUUUUGAUUCCCGAAUUAUUUCGGCAAAGUCCAUCACUGUAUAGUUAUUUGUCACUAUAUAGAAUGUAUGUGUAUGUUUGUAUAAAUGAGAUGAAGCGAAGCGUUCCUCUGGCGUCCGUUGCUGCGGUCUGUUUGCGUUGCAGGGCUCUGCCCUCUAGGACCCCAUUCGAACGCAAUCAAAAAAUGUUCAUGUUCGAAUCAACAAUUUCUUGUCGGUUAUAAACAAGUUUGAAUUACUGAGAGAGUACUGCCAUUUUUUUUAAAUUUUUGAACGUGUUCUGUUUUUGAUUGCGUGGGGAUCGGGCCCGUGAUAAUAUCAGUAUUUCGACAAUUUGGUAAAGUAGCGUUACUACUACGUGUACUUAACGUAAUGGACGUCGCUCGUAUCUGUACCGGGCGACUGAAACACAGACGAAAUAAAUAAUACGACGUUAA
Plodia interpunctella (Indianmeal moth) is the source of this 9212-nucleotide messenger RNA. RefSeq names its product Rho GTPase activating protein at 100F (gene RhoGAP100F). The coding region runs from base 98 to 4174 and encodes 1358 amino acids. NCBI's taxonomy places the organism in Eukaryota, Metazoa, Arthropoda, Insecta, Lepidoptera, Pyralidae. Gene Ontology annotation, biological process: regulation of Ras protein signal transduction; signal transduction; cell migration. Gene Ontology annotation, cellular component: synaptic membrane. The transcript has 21 exons. Gene Ontology annotation, molecular function: GTPase activator activity; protein binding. The record is from RefSeq and is a predicted model, not a curated record.